Dendronephthya gigantea is the source of this 3074-nucleotide messenger RNA. RefSeq lists its product as uncharacterized. The transcript is spliced from 5 exons. Bases 1504 to 2778 code for a protein of 424 amino acids. The record is from RefSeq and is a predicted model, not a curated record. NCBI's taxonomy places the organism in Eukaryota, Metazoa, Cnidaria, Anthozoa, Malacalcyonacea, Nephtheidae.
GCAGUGAGGGAUCCAUUUAUAUCGGCAGAUAAUGACAGAUCGUCAAGGUAAGAUGUGUUGUUAAUUUUUUUCUGCACCCACCUAACCGGCAGCUAGCUAUGUAUAUUUUGUUAAAAUAAACACUGCCACUCAAACGUAAUUUUGUUGUUUCGGUGCGUAUUAAAACAGCACUUAAAUAUCAUGAAAAGUAUAAAAAUUGAAGACUGGCAAGCUUUUUGUUAUGUUUAAAUUAAUAAUAGAGGAUAUUAGGCGGUGAUUUUUUCUUCGAGUGGUGAGUAAAAAUGUUACGCAUGAGCGCAGAAAAUGAGAAAAAUAUAGUUCUCACCACGACUAGUGCGUCCACGUUUUUUGUGCGCAUGCUCAGCAAGUUACCAGAUGCAUUCAAUGCAAACCCAUUGGAUAAAACUGCUCGCGUAACUUGCCGAGCACCUGCAGUUUAUCAAUUUUUUAUCGUCGGCUUUAAAGAAAGCUGGGUACAGAAUAACAUAAUUUUCGGCAGUGUUUACAACGUGUAGUUCCAACUCUGUAUCUAGAUUUACUCUGUAAUAAUACAUAUAGCAUAUUACACUGUCGCGUGAAGAUAUAUAUGUUAUUUACCGGCUGCGAGGUUCGGAUAGAAAAAUAUUUUUCAGGGAAAUAGGGAAAUAUUUUUCUAUCCGGAAGAACCAAAACGGUAAAUAACGUAUUUAUUUUUUUACAAAAAGCGGCGUUCGGUCGUAUCGUAGUCAGACUCAUAAAAUAUAGGAUUCCGGACAGUGGUCAGAUAUCGUAAAAUUCCACCCCCUGCUACAGCCAAUCAGCUUGCAGGAAAGAUUGCAGGGAAGAUUGCUCAUUACCAUAGCCUGCGUCUUACCGGCGUUCACCGUUAGAUAGUAUCAUAGUUGUCAGAAAACUAACGAUCAAGAAUAUUCACGUCCGUGUUGAUGCGAACUAACAAGCAAACUCACAGGCAGAAUAUAAUGCGGUCCCGAAUUUGGCGUGGGCACCGCAAUUCCACUGUAAUCACCGAAUUAUACAGUAUAGAAAUUUAAAAAAUUGAUAGAUAUAAAUGUAUGAUUACCUACUACAAAUGUGCAAAAAUCGCUAACAAAAGCUAAAACUCGGCAAAUUUCAAGAUCCGACUUCAAGUUCAUAUACGACUUCAAAUUCGAUCGGUCUUCGAAAAUAAAUGUUUAUUUAGUCAUUUGAGUUUACAAAUAGCUUACGUGCAUGUUGAUUUUUAUAGAGUAUUUUACAAAUAUCUGCUGCAAGUACUUUGUGAAAACAGGGGGAAGCAUGAAUCACUACACUUGCUUGGAAUAGAAUCACGGGCAAAUUCCAUAAACCAGAAUUUUCAAUUUCUAGGAAAUAAAUAUUACUUAUUGGUUAUUAAUAAUUCGGUUCUUUUAAUGACUGUUUUCUAGGCAAUUUUUUUUAACCAACCGGCAGCUUGGUAACAACACAACGAUAGUAAACUGCCUCACUGCAAAAUUCCCACCGCUGUGGAUUGCCCAGUCAAAGGACAUGUUUCUGCCGCAGUUUGUAUACAGUCUAUGCAAGGAGUACAUGAAAACUCCAAGUGAGGAAAUAAAAAGUUUCAAACCUGUAGAGAUUGUUGGAAAACAAAAAACUGAUGAUGUAUGGGUUUUUAAUCCACAUGUGCAUGUCGACAAGAAUGGAAGGCUUAUCCCGCAAGACGAAAGAGCAUAUGUUUCGAUGGAAGCAAGUAGCUUGCCAUAUUUACGAAAUAUUAGCAGUGAUUUAGAUGAUGGAGCAGCAUUUAAACGACUUUUGGUCACGGAGAAGGCGUUGUUUCAAAACAACUAUCCCCAAGUUGUGUUGGCCCAUGCUGGCAGUAGCAUGGCGUGUAAUUAUGAUCUUAUAUUAAAAAAAUUUGAUGGAUGUGCCAUUCCAGUGCUCAUGGGACCAUCAGUAUCGGGAAAGACUACCGCCUUGAAAGCUGUAAUGAGUAUAUUUGGCAUACGAAAAUUUACGUGUGAACUUGGGAAGAGGAAUGAUAAAAGUGGGACAAAAGUGCAAACCAUUCUUGACAACGACAGUGUUUUGACAAAUGUAGAAACCAUUCUUGACAACGACAGUGUCUUGCCAAAUACACAAACCAUUCUUGACAACGACAGUGUCUUGACAAAUGUAGAAACCAUUCUUGACAACGACAGUGUCUUGCCAAAUGCACAAACCAUUCUUGACAACGACAGUGUUUUGACAAAUGUAGAAACUAUUCUUGACAACGACAGUGUUUUGACAAAUACACAAACCAUUCUUGACAACGACAGUGUCUUGACAAAUGUAGAAACUAUUCUUGACAACGACAGUGUUUUGACAAAUACACAAACCAUUCUUGACAACGACAGUGUCUUGACAAAUGUAGAAACUAUUUUUGACAACGACAGUGUUUUGACAAAUGCAGAAACUAUUCUUGACAACGACAGUGUCUUGCCAAAUACACAAACCAUUCUUGACAACGACAGUGUUUUGACAAAUGUAGAAACCAUUCUUGACAACGACAGUGUCUUGACAAAUGUAGAAACCAUUCUUGACAACGACAGUGUUUUGACAAAUACACAAACCAUUCUUGACAACGACAGUGUCUUGACAAAUGUACAAACCAUCUUUGACAAGGGUGCCUUGGCAAAUACACAAAAAACAGUUGAAAAUGACGUUCAAAACCUUAAAAGCAAAGACAGCAAAGGUGGUAAAAGAAAACGGAGAAUGGCAGAUGGUUUGUUCGAUAAAUUGCACAGUGGACUCAAAGAUAAACGUACACGAAAUGGUAAAUAAGGUUAAUUACAUCGAUGGAGCCGGAGUGUUAACUGCAUGGUGUUGCUGUAGUACUUGUGGACUACGUGAUCUGGCAAAGUUGUUAAACAUUAUUUAAUAUGUUUUUGUGUUGAAAUUUGGUUGGCAUAUAUGGGCGAACAUAAUUAGAGUGUUAAAUGCUGAACGCAAAUAGCGACGAGAUAUUACAUACUUCAUUAUAAGUUGCUUCAUGCAAUCUUAACAAUAUGUCAAUGUUAGCAUAUGUCUUGAUAUAAAAAACAAUAAUCAAUAAAGUACUUGAGUUUUAACAUCAACAU